Molecule: messenger RNA, 593 nt
Organism: Calidris pugnax (ruff)
Lineage: Eukaryota; Metazoa; Chordata; Aves; Charadriiformes; Scolopacidae
Product: interferon-like
Exons: 1
Coding region: 1-573 (190 amino acids)
Biological process (GO): B cell proliferation; B cell differentiation; natural killer cell activation involved in immune response
Cellular component (GO): extracellular region
Molecular function (GO): cytokine activity; type I interferon receptor binding
Source: RefSeq, a predicted model, not a curated record
AUGCCUGCGCCCGCAACACCCCACACCCGCCUGCCCCACGCCGCCACCACGCUCCUGCUCCUCCUGACGGCUCUCGCCACCACCCUCGCCUGCCGACACCUGCCUCUCUGCCACACCACCUUCCCCUGGGACAGCCUCACCAUCCUCCGACACAUGGCUCCCACACACACCUGCCAACACCACACGCCCCUCCUCCCCUUCCCCGACACCCUCCUCCACACCAACCAACCACAGCAAGCCGCUGCCAUCGCCACACACAUCCUCCACAACCUCCUCGCCGCCCUCAGCAGCCACAACGGCCCCCACCACUGGCACCACCACGCACGACAGCGCCUCCUCAACAACCUCCACCACCGCAGCCACCAGCUCCAACAAUGCCUCACCCACAACGCCACGCUCCCCCAAGGACAAGCGCCCCGCAACGCCACCCUCACCAUCAACAAGUACUUCACACGCCUCCAACGCUUCCUCCACACCCACAACCACAGCGCCUGCGCCUGGGACCACCUCCGCCUCCAAGCCCGCGCCUCUUUCCAACGCCUCCACAACCUCACCCGCACCAUCUGCGCCUAGAACAACCCCCCACAACCCAA